Messenger RNA from Nerophis lumbriciformis (worm pipefish), 882 nucleotides. Lineage: Eukaryota; Metazoa; Chordata; Actinopteri; Syngnathiformes; Syngnathidae. The record is from RefSeq and is a predicted model, not a curated record.
AUGUUGCUGAAGGUGAAAUACCAGAGUACCAGAAAGUACAUCAGAUUACAGUCAGGUUUCACCUUUUUGGAUUUCAUCAGUGAAGUUCAGAGGAAUAUGGUAAAAAAUGCUUUGCUCAGGAAACCUGGAGGUGAGGAUGUCAUUGAUGAGUACAAGUCACAAAAUUCGCUGAGCCAACGCACCCGGAGACAGCUUGUUAACAUAUUGACUAGCCAUAUGACUGAAAAUCAUGGGCGGAUGCCUUCCCGUAAGCAGAAGGAGAAGUAUGCCCUGGGAAUUGUUGCACUCUUUCCCUCGCUGAAGGAUCCUUUUUCUCCGAAAGGCUAUCUGAAUCAAGACUUCCUGCUGCUGUUUGGAGCUGAAACAGCCUCCAAGAUGCUUGAAAAGUGGGACACAGCAUUUAGGCCCAAAGUUAUCAAAGAGGCCAAACAACUGACUCAGUCAACUGAGCUGUCCCGACUUAUGAAAGCUGCUGAGAAACUCACAGACAAUGAUGACACCACUGGACGGAAGAGGGUCAAGAUAAGUCCCAGUGAUGCAGUGGACAAACUGGUACACUUUCACAAGUCAUGCUGCAGCAUCGAUGAACACCUGCGAAGAGGAGGGGGUAAACAACCAUAUAUCCUUGCUGCUGGCCGAACCCAAAACAGGAUUGACACUUUCUACAUCGUCGUGGACAAACGGCUCAUCCCUUGCCAAGCUACCAGCUCGUUGGGUGCUUUUGAUGAACUCUUUAAAUCCCACUACGUGUUCAACCUGUCGUUUGAUGAGUCUCUGGUCCAGCUCUACACUUUUGUGCAGACAACCAUCUAUAACAUUGAUGUUACCACAACAGACGAGUCCCCAAGAAUUCGUGAGUUGCGUGCAAAACUCAUCAACUAA